CUUAGCGAGAAAAGAUAAGAAUCAACAUGAGAUAUAAAUAAUGAACUUAACAAUUUUUUUUUCAUUCUGUCAAGUAGUUUUUAUCAUUCUUUUGUAAAGAAUUUGGGCGGAUUAAAACAUAAGUUGAUACUGUUGCUUCAUACAAUACUGUAACCGCUCUUUAUAUCCUCGAUCAGACAAAGUGAUGUACUCCAUAUUUGUAAUUGUUCAGGCGUUGCUGGUGCAGAUGUUGUUUGAACGAUACUGUUGUUUCUUGCUACAAACAAAUGGAGACUACUGUCCUAACAACUGCACUUGUACAGCAGGUUCCUUCAUCUGCAGUAACAAUUCAUUGCUGACUGUUCCUUGGAUUCCAAGAACUCCACAUUGCCGUUUUGACCUUAGCGAGAAUCAUAUAAUAACCAUACAGGCAGGAAUUUUCAAAAUCCAAAGUUCAAACAAAUGGUGUAGCAUAAAUUUUGAUAACAAUUAUAUUCACACAAUAAGUGACGGGGCAUUUGAUUGGCUAAUGAAUGCUUCUACAACAUUCUCUUUAAGACACAAUAAUUUGACAUCCAUUCCAAAGGCGUUUGAAAAACUGACAAAUCUACGCGUGUUAUACUUAAGUGGAAAUCCGUUAUUAAAUCUGAAUACACAAACGAUGGUCUACAUGGGACGUUCUCUUACAGAUUUAUCUUUUGACAUGGGCCUUUUUCAGUAUUGGCCUCACGAGUUACAGUAUUUGAGAAAGAUAAGUGUCCUUGAAAUAGGCUACAUACCAUUUAGUGUCAUACCACAAAAUGCUUUCCAUGGACUUGAAACUACAUUGAGGGAUUUACAGAUACACAGCUCAAGGUUAGAAGAAAUCCCACAUGCCUUUUGUAUAUUUCAGGCACUGCAUACUCUAAACUUUUCAUUGAAUCAUCAUCGUAAUUUAUUCAAUACGAGGUCUUGUACAACAGAUCGUUUACAAGUGACCCAUCUGUAUUUUAAUGAUAAUGAUGUUAAAAUAUUUCCAGACUUACAAAAGAUAUUUUAUAGAAUCCCAACUAUCCAAGCCAACAAUAAUGGAUUUCUUGUUAUGGAUGGGGACUCCUUCGAUUCUUCAAAUUUCACUGUAUAUGAUCUCAAUCUGAAUAUGAAUAAUUUUUCACGAAUUCCCUUUGGAGUGAAUUAUUUGAAAUCACUACAUAAGUUAUAUAUAGCUUACAAUUCCAUUAGCAGUGUUGUCGACCCAGACAUUUCAAAGCUUGAAGACUUGAUUGUACUAGGUCUCAAAGGUAACCCGAUUUUGUAUAUCUCAAAAAGUGCUUUCAAUAACAAUUUGAAAUUAUCACAUCUUGAUUUAAGCGAGACAUGGCUACACCAAAUACCGGCUGCUGUUAUUGCUCUUUCUAAUCUAUAUUCUUUGGGAUUAGACAAUACCCAAAUUGUUUGUACUUGUGACCUUGCUUACUUGAAAACUUGGAAUGAAACCAGUACCAUUAAUGAUGAAUCCAAGUGUUACUUAUCCUCAGAGAAAAUCAAAGAUUAUUUGCAGCAAUCUCUAGUGUUUUGUUGAUGCAAGUUUACCUUUUUUUAAUGAUGUAAGAAACUUGGACAUUGUGCAACAUUGCUUUAGGUAAUGUCUUGCAUCUAACUUAGAACUUGUAACCACAAAACUUAAACUGAGUUAGCAUUACACAUACUGGGUUGUGUGUGUGCGAAAAAGUGAACAAAUGAAUAAACAAAAACUCGCAAAAAAAUGUUGGCUUUACAUAAUCUGUUUGCUAAAAUAUAUCAAAGUUGAUGUUUUACUUACAAAAUAAUGUGUUAUUCGAUAAAAUAAAGGACA
This is a messenger RNA of Ruditapes philippinarum (Manila clam), 1813 nucleotides long. RefSeq names its product leucine-rich repeats and immunoglobulin-like domains protein 3. Gene Ontology annotation, molecular function: protein binding. The record is from RefSeq and is a predicted model, not a curated record. Lineage: Eukaryota; Metazoa; Mollusca; Bivalvia; Venerida; Veneridae. The transcript is spliced from 3 exons. The coding region runs from base 185 to 1540 and encodes 451 amino acids.